AUGGCGGCCAACAUCCCGCUCGCCGACGCCGACCGCUGGGACUGGCUGAUCCAGCUGCGCGAGGCGGCGCUGCAGCGGCUGCGGGCGGCGGGCGUCGCGGGCGUGGUGGUGACGUGCUCGGCGCUCAAGCACAAGUACCGCGACGUCAUGCGCGUGGCCGCCUACCGCCACCCGUCCGUCCGCAUCCACUUCCUGUACCUGCGCGCCGACGAGCAGCUGCUGCUGCAGCGCCUGCGCGCCCGCCGCGGCCACUACAUGAAGCCCGCCAUGGUGCAUUCGCAGCUGCAGCUGCUCGAGGAGCCCGACGCCGAGGGCGAUGCCGUCGCCGUCGACUGCGCCGCCAGUCCCGCCGAGGUGCUGCGCCGCGUGCGUGCUGCCGUGCGCGCCGCCCUGCACGAGCACCCGUAG
Messenger RNA from Ophidiomyces ophidiicola, 408 nucleotides. RefSeq lists its product as uncharacterized. Gene Ontology annotation, cellular component: cytoplasm. The transcript has a single exon. Gene Ontology annotation, molecular function: gluconokinase activity. Bases 1 to 408 code for a protein of 135 amino acids. Lineage: Eukaryota; Fungi; Ascomycota; Eurotiomycetes; Onygenales; Onygenaceae. The record is from RefSeq and is a predicted model, not a curated record.